UGCACUGCUUCCCAAGUCGCGCAGCAUUGAACGAGAUCUCGCACGAUGGAGUGGGGCUCCUCUUCUGUCCGCACCACCAACUUGUCACCAAAGAUGGCGAUUUGCUGAGUGCUCAUGGAUACACACAUUUUGUGUCUAGUCUUUAUCCUACCAGAGACAUCAACCGCAAAACCUAAUUAACCGCUCGACGAACUGAUCCUUAACCCUUGGAAGAACAUCGGGAACUACGUUGGCCACCGCCACCAUGCAAAUCACCCUAAAAACUCUGCAACAGCAGACCAUUCAAAUUGAGAUAGACCCCGAACAAACGGUGAAGGCUUUAAAAGAGAAGAUAGAAGCAGAGCGAGGAAAAGACAAUUUUCCUGUAUCUGGACAGAAGCUGAUAUAUGCUGGAAAAAUUCUACAAGAUGACACACAAAUAAAGGACUAUAAAAUAGAUGAGAAAAAUUUUGUUGUAGUCAUGGUGUCAAAGGCUAAGACCCCAGCUGCUGCCGCAGCACCUCCAGCUUCAGAAGCACCCAAACCUUCUGCCCAGGAUUCUGGUUCCACGUCAACAUCUGUCCCCACUUCAACCUCAGCUCCAAUUCCAACUCCAGCCCCAACCUCCACUCCUGCAGCUGUCCUCACACCGGCUGAUGAGGUCAAGGAAGAACCAAGUGUUACAGCAACAGAAAACCCACAACCAGCCAGUUCCAGUGGAGGGAGCCAGGGUUUGGAUGCCUCUUCCGCACUUGUGACUGGGGCAGAGUAUGAAGCAAUGCUGAAAGAGAUCAUGUCUAUGGGCUAUGAGAGGGAACGAGUGGUGGCAGCACUACGAGCCAGCUUCAACAAUCCUCACAGAGCUGUGGAGUACCUUCUUACUGGUCUCCCGAGCAGCCCAAUCCAGGACACGAAUCCCCCGGCGCACACACCAGCUUCUGGACCCACAGAAGCGCCAUCUCUAGCAGAAGGAGACAACCCCCUUGCAUUCCUGCGGACUCAGCCCCAGUUUCUUGACAUGAGGCAGGCAAUCCAGCAGAACCCUGCAAUGCUUCCAGCUCUCCUGCAACAGCUUGGCAGGGAGAACCCCCAACUCUUGCAGCAAAUCACUCAGCACCAGGAGCUGUUCAUCCAAAUGCUAAAUGAGCCGGUGGGCGAGGGCGGAGAAGUGCCAGAGGUGGGCGAGAUAGGGGCAGCAGGCGAGGAAGGUGCGCCAGUUAACUAUAUUCAAGUUACACCUCAGGAGAAGGAAGCCAUUGAAAGGCUAAAAGCGCUGGGCUUCCCUGAGGCACUCGUCAUUCAGGCCUACUUUGCCUGCGAGAAGAACGAGAACCUGGCUGCCAACUUUCUUCUCAACCAGGGCCUGGAAGACGACUGAAGAGCCGAAACGACCGCCUUCCUGUUCCUCCCCUCCCACCCUCCCC
Corythoichthys intestinalis (scribbled pipefish) is the source of this 1403-nucleotide messenger RNA. It is a transcript of the gene rad23aa, whose product is annotated as RAD23 homolog A, nucleotide excision repair protein a. The transcript is spliced from 9 exons. Gene Ontology annotation, cellular component: cytosol; nucleoplasm. Gene Ontology annotation, molecular function: damaged DNA binding; polyubiquitin modification-dependent protein binding; proteasome binding. Lineage: Eukaryota; Metazoa; Chordata; Actinopteri; Syngnathiformes; Syngnathidae. The record is from RefSeq and is a predicted model, not a curated record. Gene Ontology annotation, biological process: proteasome-mediated ubiquitin-dependent protein catabolic process; nucleotide-excision repair. Bases 245 to 1357 code for a protein of 370 amino acids.